Molecule: messenger RNA, 1605 nt
Organism: Symbiodinium natans
Lineage: Eukaryota; Dinophyceae; Suessiales; Symbiodiniaceae
Source: the annotation of a GenBank genome assembly
AUGCUUGGCGAGAUGUUCAAGCUCACUUGUCACAGAACCUUCCUCGAUGUCGAAGAUGAGAAGGACAGAUCCACGUGCUCGAGGCGAUCGCAGAGCGAGCCCCCAGAUGAUCGAAGCACUGAGCAGACCUAUGCUAGCGCCUUGGCAAGCCGCGCAGACCAACUUCAUUUCUGGCUCCGAAAAAGGCAGCAGGGUGACUUCAAUCAUGCCGAUGAGAAGGAGACGGGUGCAGAGGCCUCCACCGAAGCCGACACCCGAGACAACACGGAUAGCCUGCGCAUCUCCAGCAAGAACUCCAAUGCAUCGGAGCCUGAAGUGGAGAUCUCUCAGGGAAGCCUUGGCCACCCGGAGGUUUGCCACAGGCCCUGCGUGAACUUCGCGAAGGGAUGGUGUGCCGCAGGCUCCUCCUGCGAGUAUUGCCACCUCUCACAUGUUGAGACCCCGCUCGUGACCGCGAACAAAGAAGUUCGAGCCAUCUUGCAGCAGGCGAGCGAGGUCGAUCUCUUAGCGCCUGCGAUGAAGCAUGCCUGGGCCCGUGCAGCUGACAAGGGCUUCCUGGACGCUGCCGAGGAGGUGCUGGUGAUUCUGAAGACACGACUUCACGAGCUGGACAGUCUCCAAAGCCUUACCCAGAAGCAGCAGGGUAAGCUCGAUAGAUUCAUGGCCAAAAUGCCGUUCUCGGGCCUGAUGGGCCUUGCACUACGCAAAACCGAGGACAGCAGCCAUGCUGAGCGGGUAAAAGCAGCAGUGGAUAGCUUGCGAAGCAACCUGAUGUCCCUUGUGGGUUGUUGCUCACCCCUGCAGAGCCCUGGGGACAGCCUAGGCGCCCUCUUCGCUGUCCGCUCAAAACGCUUCUGCUGCGCACAGAGUCUUGAAGGAGGUGCGCCUCUGCGCGAGGGCCGCAGCGGCCUCCCAGCCUGCGCCGCCCGCACCUCCCAGGCGCCCCGACAGGCGCCCCCCAAGGCGACCACAGCGUCUGACGCCCGCAAGGUCGAAGCGGUGGAGGAGUAUCUCAGCCGCAUCGGAGGUUCGGCGAACCUCCGUGCCUUAAAGAGCGCGAUUGGUGGCCUCAGCCGAAGCCUUCUGCAGAAGCAUUUCGAAAUCACUUCUGAUGAUUUCGUCACGUCCAAGAAGGGACAUCAGAAGCAGGAAAGAAACAUCAGGGAGUUCCUGACCAGCAGGGGGAGCGUUCCCCUAACACAGGUGAUGAAGCUCUUCUCGGUGCCCAGAAGAUGGCUGGCCUCGCACGAGGAAUUCUUAGUCCAGGGUGGACGCAUCCGGCUGCGUGUGCGCCAGACAGAUCAGCCUGAGGUGCAGAUUCUGGAGGAUGGCGUGGGAGAUCUCUUUCGGAUGAGGCCCAGCGCGACGACGGGUGCGGCGGCCAAAACGGCACAGCAGGAGAUCGCACGUUUGCGGUUCUUCCUUGUGAGCCAGGUCGCCCAGUUGCCGAAGUCUGUGCGGAGUGGCGCCCUGCGGCGCCUCAAGGGCAUGUGGCACCCCGACGCGGCCCCCGGCCAGUACGUUGGACAUGAUGCAGUUAUUGCAGAGGUCUUUCGCUUCCUCUGCUCCAUCGAGGUAGCGCCCGGCGGUUUCCAGUUCCCGUGA